Messenger RNA from Acinonyx jubatus (cheetah), 12392 nucleotides. It is a transcript of the gene AIMP1, whose product is annotated as aminoacyl tRNA synthetase complex interacting multifunctional protein 1. NCBI's taxonomy places the organism in Eukaryota, Metazoa, Chordata, Mammalia, Carnivora, Felidae. The transcript is spliced from 8 exons. Gene Ontology annotation, molecular function: tRNA binding. The record is from RefSeq and is a predicted model, not a curated record. The coding region runs from base 328 to 1236 and encodes 302 amino acids.
ACAACCUCCACGACACAACAUGGAGGAAAGACCCGACGUCCGGCGUUUUGCCCCUUACCCAACCGGCGACAAAAUGUAGCUACCAAGGAAGAGGUGCAGAGGAGGUCAAGUUAUUAGCUGAGGAAAUAGAAGACGGACAGCGUGGUGCGGUUACGCCCGGGAAGGGGGCGACAGAAUUUGACGUUAAAUCGGUGGAACGCUCAGGCGUUUGGUGAGGACACCUCGUUGGGUCCUUUCUCACUGCCGUCGGGUGCGGGACGGUGCCCCUAAUUGCUGAAGACUGAGGCUACCCCGUGAUGCUCUCCAGGUUGCUCUGUCCACCGAUUGAUGAUUUUCUGCCGUAUCUUUAAAAAAAUGGCAACUAAUGGUGCUGUUCUGAAGAGACUGGAACAGAAGGGUGCAGAAGCAGAUCAAAUUAUUGAAUAUUUAAAGCAGCAAGUUGCUCUUCUUAAGGAGAAAGCAAUUUUGCAGGCAACUUUGAGAGAAGAGAAGAAACUUCGAGUUGAAAAUGCUAAAUUAAAGAAAGAAAUUGAAGAAUUGAAACAAGAGCUAAUUCAGGCAGAAAUUCAAAACGGAGUGAAACAAAUACCAUUCCCAUCGGGUACUCCACUGCAAGCUAAUUCCACAGUUUCCGAAAAAGUGAUACAGUCUAUACCAAUGACAACUGUAUCUUCUGGUGCCAAAGAACAGAUAACAGGAGGAAGAGCAGAAGAAAAGAUGAAAGAGAAAAUUGAAGUGAAAGAGAAAAAGGAGAAAAAACAAUCAAUAGCAGGAAGUGCUGACUCUAAGCCAAUAGAUGUUUCUCGUCUGGAUCUUCGAGUUGGUUGUAUCAUUACUGCCAGAAAACAUCCUGAUGCGGAUUCUUUAUAUGUAGAAGAAAUAGAUGUUGGAGAAACAGCCCCAAGAACAGUUGUCAGUGGCCUGGUGAAUCAUGUUCCUCUUGAACAGAUGCAAAAUCGGAUGGUGAUUUUACUUUGUAACCUGAAACCUGCAAAGAUGAGGGGAGUAAUAUCUCAGGCAAUGGUAAUGUGUGCUAGUUCACCUGAGAAGGUUGAAAUCUUGGCACCUCCUACUGGGUCUGUUCCUGGAGACAGAAUUAUUUUUGAUGCUUUUCCUGGAGAGCCUGACAAGGAGCUAAAUCCUAAGAAGAAGAUUUGGGAGCAGAUCCAGCCAGAUCUCUGCACUAAUGAUGAGUGUGUGGCUACAUACAAAGGAGUUCCCUUUGAGAUAUUGUAGGAACAAUGAAAAUUAACUUAGGAAUUAUGAGCUUUCAAGUUCACCAGCCUUGAGAUGAUGACUGAUGAGGGCUACCAAAAAGAAAUGCAUCUCUGGAGGUAGGAGUAUAGAUAUUGUUUGAAAGAAAAAUCAUACAUACAGUAUCUAGCUGCUUAUAGUCUCUAAUCAGAAAGAGAGGCAAAAUAAAUUUAAAACAACCCUGCAUGCCAGCUUAUGAAAGGUAUAAUGAAAUUUCAUUUAUUUAAGUCCAUGGAAUUCUGGUAGGCCAGUUUUAUCUUCUUGCUGAAAAACCAAAUAUUAACAGAGCAUCAAUAGCAACAACUGACAAGUAAACACAAAUGAAACUCAAAAGUUAUUUUGUACUCAGGAUAAAUUAUUCUUUUGGAAAUAAGACUGUUAUAAAAUCUUUCGUGAUUCUGUAUUUUCUAAUUUUUCCCAAUUAAAUUUCUUUAAAUAUUCUAAUAUAAAUUAAAGAAUGUUUCAACUACUUAGAUAAUUGAAAUAUUUGUUCCCAGGUUUUAAAAUUACAUAAAACAUUAAUCAAGUCAUCAAUGUAGCCCCAUUAUUAGUCAUUGUUUUUACAGGAAAAAGAAUUCUAUUUUAUUUGUCUCACUGGGAUAAGAGAGUUCUUAUGGAAUCAACAACAACAAAAAUGGCAUUGGUAGUGAACUGUACAUAAACCUUUUGGCUUCUGACUAGUAUUCAGCCCUUUAAGGAUUUCAACGGUAGAAGGUAGUGUUAGGUCACAGCCUAAACAGUUGGUGCCUUUCAGCCUCUAUUUAAACCGGAAAAUAAUAAAUCAAUGAAGUUGACCCAAUCACAGGAUGCUUUCUUAAGCAAGAUUGGCCCACUAUCUUACAGUGAAUAUUGGGAGUACUAACUUUUCUUAUAUUUAGAAAUUCCAUGUGUAUUAUUGCUUUGAGAUUAGUCAUUUUCAGGGCAUGUUGAUUUUAAUAUAAAAUUGAAAAUUUUUUCUCCGCCUUGCUUUCACUAAAAGCAUUAGGUACUCUAGGAUACAAGAAUAAGUGCCCACCAAACAUGAUUUAUCAUUGCUUUUUAAAAAUAUGUAAAUUUCUAUUUAGACUAUCUACAGAAUAUUCAAAGUAACUCAUAGAAGUUUAAUAAGAAGCAUGUCAGCAAGACAGAGGGUGUGGAUAAGACUGUGUCAAGCAACAUUAGUGAGUUUAACCAGGUCCCAGAGUCUUGGCCUUGGCUUUGCAGGUCCAAAAGCCUGCAUUUGUAGAUGACUGUCAGAGAUGCUAAGAUAUCCAAAGAGCUUAGUAUUGGUUUUGACACCAGAUUAUCUAGUUUUGAUUUCUGGCUGUACAACUUAAAUGCUUAUGUAAGCUAGGGUAACUGUUUAGCCUUUAUGUACUUUAUUCCCCUUGUUUAAGAUGGGUACAGUAAAGUACUUAUCUUAGAGUUGUAAAGAGUGUGGGAGUUUAGUACUUAGAGUACUUAAGACAGUUCCUAUUAUAUAAUAGAUACAUAUCAUGUUGAUAUUAGUUUAUGGUAGAGAUAUUCCUUUUCCAGAAACUAGCGUUCUUGAGAUUUCCUGAGAAGUUAAAUUCUUGUUCAGAACGUUACUCAGUGUAUAUGAAGUGAGCAGAGUAUCUUAAGGAAUAUUUCAUACAGACUGAGGUCCUGUUUUUUAACAGACUCUAUUAUUUUUUUGUACCAGAUAUAGUAUCUGUUACCUUGCUGGAGAUGUUCAUUACUACAUUACUGAAAAUUUCCCACUGAAAUCUGUUGUUUAGAUAUUUAGAUACCAUUCAUGUUCAUUGAUGCCCUUUGACUGGUUUAAUAUUAAUGAUAAAGUUUUAAAUAGUUUUGCAAUUUUCUUAUACUAGGAAGACAAUAUUUCUCACUAUUGUGUUUUAGUUUAUUAUAAAUAGAAGCAAUUCUCUUUUCAAGUUCUUGGUCAGUGGGGAAGCAUAUCACUAUUGCGUGUAACAGGAACAUUAAAAGGAUAUGAGUAUACCUCAGCUUUCCAGGGAAAUUAUAUGUUGUACCUUUAAAAAAAUAAAAAUAUCAGAAGUGCUCAAUACUAAGGGUAUACUUUAGCCACAUAAACUGUGACACUCUGAGCAUUAUGCAACAAUGUAAAAAACUAAAACUUUAUCACCAAAAUACCAACUAAAAACUAUGGAGGAAAAUUAAUGUAACUCAACUAACAAUAAUAUUGCAAAUUACUGUUCUGUGGAGAAACCUUUACUCUCCAAAAUUUCAAUUAAGGAAUAAACCAUGCCCUUUUCUAACAAAAGUUGGCGGAGGGGAGUAUAUUCAUAUUUCUCUGCUAUUAUGGAUUUUUAUUAUAGAAUUAUUAUUAAGAUAUUUAGUGCUUUAUAGCUAACAAAAUAGUUUCACACAUCUUAUCUGUUUCUUAACUCUAUAGAGGUAGACCAGCCAUUUCAUUUACCCUAAAGAACCAACAGAAAAGUUAAAUAAAUGCCUGUGCUUAGUGUAACUAGCUGAAACCUAGAUCUUCUUCCAGCUUUUAACUAAUCCUGUACUCUUCUCCAUUACAAUAUACUACCUUAUGUGUCACUUAAAUGCCCUGUGGUUUCUUGUAUUUGCAUGAGAAACAACUUUUCUUCUGUUUAAACUUUAGGAAAAGAUAGUGAUAAACUCCCUAAACUGUAGUAGUUCAUGUAAGGAGAUUAGGGUGACUCCUUUAGUGGAGUAUUUAAGAGAUUCUAAAGAGAGAAGUGAGAUCAUUCAUUAAACAUUGCUUUGGAGUGGUUGGUUACAAAGAUAAUUUACCAACUUUCUUCUUUUUGUUGCAGAAGUUCUUAGGAAGAAUCUCUUGGUAAAACAAGGCUGCUGCUGCUGGUAGCAGUUGGCUUGAUUCUAUGAAUAGUGUACUGUUGAGGGCACUGAUCCUGACUGGCCAUCCCAAAAGCCAACCUAUGAGAGAAGUCACUAAGUUCUGAUAGAUAGAUAGAUAGAUAGAUAGAUAGAUAGAUAGAUAGAAGUAAUAUUUAAUUAUUUAAUCCAGGAGCAACUCUAUAGUUACACCUCAUUUGCAGUACUGUUUGGAUGAUAAUCCCAAAAUUUGCAGUGAUAAUGACAAGAAGGAAGGUAACUGAUGGCUAAUAUACCUCUAUACAAAACCAGACAUUCAGAUACCAACUUGUUGGAAUGAAAGAGUGGCUUACACAUUCUUGCUUACUGCACUUUUUAUAGUUCUGGUUUUUCCUUUGGACAAAUCUUGGCAGAGAUAAUUCAUAGGGGUAUAACUCCAAAAAAAAUUUGGAAAAAGGACUCAGAACAAUGAAAUAAUUGCUGGUUUGAAAGUGAGCCAUCUGGAAUUUCAGAGUGUGAAUUAAUUAUUGUAUAUUAUAUUUUUUCACCCUUAUGUAUUCCCUUGUUUAUUUUUUUUCCUUCCCCUUCCUUACUCCCACCCCCCGCCUAGCAUACACUAUUCCCAGUUCUCUGGAUUUUUUAGUAAAAUAUGUGUGUAAGUGUUAUUUUAUGUCUCCAUCAACAUCAUUUCCUAUCUGGCAGGCUAUUGUCCUUAGCAACAGCAACAGAAACAAGCCUGGGACUCAAUAAUUGUAAGAAAAAAGAAUAAUCCUUUUUAAUGAAGGAGCUAACUGCUCUUCCUUGCCUUUCCCAUUGCUACAUAAUACCUGAAGAAUUGUUCAAAUAGCAAUUAUUAAUGUCUGCUCAUUUCUGCAAUGGCAUUUUUGUGAGGAGCCUUCAUAUCAAGGUUGCUCUUAACAGUUUUACAUUUGUUUUUGUAAAUUGCCUCAUUAGAAUAUUAUACAUCCCAGUAGAGAAAUGCUCUCAAUACAUAACAUCCACUUAACUUUUCAGCUCUAAGAUUGCAUAUUUGGCUGAUACUUGUUAGUUUAAAACCCAUUCAACUUUUUACACCUGGGGAAUGUGGAAAGAACAGUAUAGGAGUUAUCCAAAAUCAACACCACAAUUUGAUUUCUCUUUGAAAAAGAUUUAAGAAAAAUACAAAGUAAAAGUCACUUUUAGAGGUUAACAAAAGAGAAUAAUAAUGUUGGUAAAAAUAACCUUUUUCUAAAACUUCAGUUGUCAUAUGAAAAGAUAACAUUUUCUCUUAAAACAGCACAUAAAUGGAAAACAAAAACUUCAGGUGCUUAUGAAUACAUUUAUUAUUAAAAAUAAGGUUUGAGGAUUUGGGGAACAGCGAUGUCAUUUAAAAACAUUGGCCUUUUAUAAAGAAUAUACCUGAAUGUGCCUGAGGCACAUUGGUAAUAUGCCUGAAACACAGUAGAACAGAAAAUCUAAACAAAUUCUUAAUGAAAAAUAUGGCAGAGUAUAAACAUAAGUAAAAGCAAAUCUGAAAUUGCUAAUUGAGGUAAUCUAUUUAGAAGAAUAAACCUAGUAAAGGUCAGAACUAAUGAGUAUUAGGGGUGAAUCACCAAUGUCCCAAGAUGGUAUGUGCUAAUGAGACUCUAAACUCAGCUACACAAAAAUAUCAAGUAUACCAUCUUCCAGUCCUCUAAAAUGUUCAAAACUUUCAAAUACAAAGUUUGGUAGAGAAUUUUGUCUUCCAGGUGAGAAUAGCAUAUAGUUUGGGCCUCUGAAGGGACAUGAGGGAAGAUUGCAAAUUAUGGACUAAUGGGAUAGGUGGCAGGACACCAAAGAUGAACUUUCUGGAUAUCAUUUCUUUUACGUAGAGCUAAUUUUGGUCACAUGGUUCUUUUGUCACAAGUUGUAAUUAUCUCCAGUUGUGAUUAGUUUAUUCAAUGGGUACACAUGUACUGUCAUCAAAAAAAAAAAAAAAAAAAACUAAACAACCCAACUUCAAGUAGAGUACAGCACAGCAACAAGAGGUUCACUGUGGUGUCUCACCAUACUUUUGAUUCAACUACCCCACUACCAACUAACAACUUACUUCUCUACAUGCGCUAUGCUGAUUAUUAUGAGGAGUUAGAAUUGCUGCUGCAUAAGGGUACAUGGAAGAACAAGUCUGGAGUUUAAUGCCUCUUGGAUACUGUACUAGAAUUAAGAGUAUAUUAGGGAAAACACACUGACAAGAAAGAUGAGGGAAGAUUGAAACAGUGGUGAGCAAUGGACCUUCUAAUAUUUGUAUAUUAAGUUGAAAGAGAAAAUGAUAAAUUACCAGGAAUGGUCAAUGUAGUUGGUAAGAAAGUACUUUUGAACAGAAGGGGCAAUCUGUCAGGAAAAUCUUGAAUUAAAUGUCUUAGCAAAAUCUGGUAAUAGGGGGAAAGGAGAAGCAUUCCAAAGCCCUCUUUCCUAGGUAGGACAUGGGAAGGAGAUAAGGAUAGGGAGAAAAUGAAAGUGUUCUACAGGUCUUACCUUAGUUGGUGAGGGCAUAAUGCUCUAUGGAAAGAAAGUUCUUAGGGAAGUAGUUGUUACCUUGUCAAACUAAUAGUGCUUGAUUCUGAAUUCAGAAAUAAGGAAAUAAUCCUUAAUGCAUAUCAGAGUAGAACUUUGAAAUUAUCAAGGAUCAGCAAAACUGAUUUGGUAAAGGAAAAGAAAACUGUAAGAAAUACAGUAAUAUAAAAUAAUUAAACAUAAAGUAUGAUGGAGAAACAUCCAAUAUGCUUGCAUGGGAGAAUUUAAUAUCACAAAAUAUUUUUCAUAACACAAGUUUUUUUAAUUAGGAAAAAUCUAAAAAAUACAUAAAUGAAUGCCUGAGAAUAUCUAGCAAAAUAUUUUCAAAUAAGAGAAACUUGUUCUAGAUAGCAAGGAAUGAUACAGAGCCAUUUUAAUUAAAUCAUUCUGGUAUCGGCGGUAUAAAAUAGAUAACAGAAAGAAAUAAGAAUCCAGAAUAGAUCCAGAAAUAAAGGAGAUAUCUUUCUCUAUAUAUAUCUACCUACCUCAGUCUGUCUAUCUUCAGUAGGAAAAGGAUGAAUUAUUUAGUAACCUAGAGAAAGUAUAAUUGAUUACCCAUCUGAAAGAAAUGAAACUAAAACCACAUCUUGUAUCAAAUACAGAGAAGUAUAUGAGUAUAAGAAAAUUCACAAAUUUAGUUUGGCAUAAAUUCUCAUGAAGUUAAGGGAUAAAUAAUAGAAGAGGAAAAAUAGCAAUGUGAAAGACAGAUGGAAGACUAAUAUCCGUAGUGUACAGAGAGCUCUUCUAUUUUGCCAAGCAGGGAGUGUUAAAAAAAAUAUUCAGUGACACUUGUUAAAGAUGAUAAGGCAGACUUUAUUCAGGAUUGUGUAGAUAGGUAUAAGUACUACUGCAGUGGGAUGUUAGAGUCGGGAGAGAGAUUGGAUUCAACUCCAGAUAUUGCACAGCCAAGUGUGAGAAUUGACAAGGAUAUGAAUUUACACCCCAAGGAGCAGGGUGGGGAAUCAGUGGUCACUUUGGAGUUGAUGGAGGAUGAGGAACCUGAUCAGAUACUGAGGGUCGAGGGUUCUGGUUUAACUAAUGUAUCAGAAUUCUUGCUAAGACUAGAUCUUACAAAGAAAUGCACAGGCGGGCCUAGACGUUUAAGCCUGACUAAAGUUUUGGUCAAGCAAAGAAUCAUUAUAAGAAGUAAUCCAAUAGGAAAAUGAUAAAAAGGAUAAUGUGAAGAGGCAAUUCAUAGAGGAGCAAAUCUAAAUGAGCAGCGUGCUUAUAAAGAUAGUCUAAUUGAAUAGUAGUUUGGGAAAUGCAAAUUAAGGUAAGAUAAUUUAACAUUUAUCAAACUGGUGUUAGCAGUAGGUAUUUAAGGUGAUAACACCAACUGAUGACAAAAAUAUAGGAAAGGGUACUCAAAUGUUGGUGUAAAUAAAGUUUGUGACACUAUGAAGAGAAACUGGGUAAGAUAUAUUGAAAUUAAAAGGUAUGUAUACCUCAACCCAGAAACUCCACUCUUGGAAAUAUAACUUACAGGAAAACGUCAAUCUUAUGCACACACACACACACACACAUGAAUAGUUGUCAGAGCAUGACUCUUGGUGACAAAAACUGGAGUGCACGUCAAUAGAGGAGUUGUACAAAUUGUUAUAAAUACACUGAAAUGUAAAAAGGGAUGAAUUUAAGCUACUUUUUAGAGUUGGAGGAAUUUUUAUGAGAUUGUAUUAAGUGAAAGAAAGAUGUUGUAGAGAGUAUGAUAUGAAAUGUUUUUUAAAAAGGCAAAAGUCCUCCAUGUGUUUGUGUGUAUUCCAUGUGUGAUUACUUGGACUAGCAGGAAAAUAUGAAUGGUGCUCUUUGUUGACAUGAACUCUCUCUAAUUGGCUGAUGUGCAUGAAGAGGAGAGAUGGAAGGAGGAGAGAGGUAAAAGUGGACCAAAAAAGCAGAGUAGAAGACUACUAAAAGAAAGUCAAAUAUGUCAUAUCACAAUUAGGGAGUUAUGUAAAUGUACAUAUGUUUAUAUAUAUAUAUGUGUGUGUGUGUGUGUGUGUGUGUGUACACACACAAAUAUAAAACAUAAUUUAGGGGAAAACAUCACAGAAGUCUUCCUCUUUGAAACUGGAGGCACCUUUCCUGUAUUAAUCAGGUUGGCCUCAGAGGUCUUGAACCCCUGAAUGUUCUCCACAACCUAUCUUUCCUGAAACUAGUAUUAUUUAUAUCCUAGAAGAGUUAGCUGAUGUCACAUGAAUGAAAGAUAUGAAGGACUUAAUACCUGAAUUUUCCACUCCCUUCGCCACUCACUUCAGUUUCAGCUUUGCAGCCUCAAAUCUCAUUAUCUGUCACGAAGGGAGCAACCCCUGGGGAAGUGUCAAUUCCUAUUUAGUUCUUAAACUCAGCCCCGUUGUUGGGUCCUGCAGAGAAAUAGAGAUACUGUUUCAAGUUGGAAUUCGAAUUAUGCUUUCACAUAGAAGCAUUUUACAAAUUUUGGUGUUAGGCUUUCUAAUGCAUUUCUAGGUGUUGUGCUAGAGUUCAGGUAAAAUUAAGCAUUAAGUAGGCUUAUGAGGACUAGUCUGGGAGGAUAAUCAUGAGCUACAAUCCUGUUUCUAAUAGGAAAUACAGUGAAUUGCACACUUAAAACAACUUACAAAUUAAUUUCACUAUUUUAGUGAAAGUUUUAUAAAUUAUAAAGCUCAUAUACCAAUGUUAAACAUGAGGAUGAUUCAAUUUUGAUUUGGUGGUAGACUUGGCUAUGAUUGACUAGAAUUAUUUUCCUUCAGUCCUCUCUGCUGCCUUUUAGACCAUCGUCUCUACUAAGCCAACAUGACCAACCUUACAAGGUAGAGGAGGCCUCUUUUUAAGUCCAGGCUUUAUUCUUAUUUGGUUAAUACAGUAAUAUCGUUACCCUUGUUUGUGCUGCAGGGCUUGGCUCUGAAUUUUUACCUAUAUUUCCAACCCUAAAUACGAACCACAGGUUAUAAAAAAGUGGAAAAGAAAGUUAACAUUUCUUGAGCAUCAUUACAGUAACUAUCCAUUAGAUAUUCCAAAUGAGGCCUUUCACAGGAUUAAAUAAUUUUCGUUGUCUAGCAUCAAGUAAUUGGUGGAACUAGUUUUUAAAAUAUAGAUAAUAAUUGAUUCAUCUUAAAUUUCAUUCAAAUAUAUAUACUAAACAGUUUAUGAAUCAAAAGUGUUUAUUGAAUUUUUACAAAGUGAGUACUCAAACUAACCUCCAGAUCAAAAAACUAAAUAUUACCAGACUCUCAGAAGCUGCCCAGUGCAUGCUCACUGUCCCCUCCCCAAGAGUGACCUCUCCUUCUAACAUCAGAGUAGUUUAUAUUACAUCAGUUUUGACUGUUUUUGAACUUUAUACAAAUGGAAUAAUAUAGUAUAUACUGUUUCAUUCAAUUUUAUGUUUGGACAAUUCAUUGGUAUUGUUACAUGUGGUUGUAGUUUGCUCAUUCUCAUUAUUAUAUAAAUACUCCAUUGAAUAUACCUCAAUUUGCUUAUCUAUAUUCCUGUUAAUGGACUUUCGGAUAAUUAUUGGUAGCUAUUUGGCUAUUAUGAAUAGUAUUACCAAGAGCAUUCUUGUACAUACAUGUCUUUUAGUGUACAAAUCUACACAUUUCUGCUGGAUAUAUAAUUAUAGGGCAAUUGCUGUGUCAUAGGAUUUGCAUUAGAAGUCUUGUUUCCUUUAAUUUCUUUUUAACAGCCAAACAGUUGUCCAAAGUGGUUAUACCAAUGUACGCUCUCAGUAGCAGGCUAUGGGAAUUCUGACAGCCCUCAACCAUUCUGACAAAGGCACUUUUGAAACAAGGUUUCUGACUCUAAAGCCCAAAGCUCUUUUCCCUUUAUCUAAAUUUUAUUUAAAGGUAAGAACUUGGUAACAAUUUUCUUUUAUAAAUUCCAUGAUUCUUUCUAAGAUUUUUAUUCUUUGUUCAUUAAGUGAGUUUCCUUUUUUAUACUGGAAAAUAUAUCUGCACUGUACAGAAUUUAGCAGGGUUAGCAGUGUAUCGGAGGCCUCGUGCAAGUAUUUAUCUUCACUGAACCCAGCCUCUUCUAUUUUUUCUGCAUGGGUGAAAAGAAUGGCAGUGUAAUUCUUCCAAGCAUGUCCUAGAAGUUCCUGAAAGAGAGAGAAAGUUAAAUGGCUAUUUGCCUUGGCCUAGAUUCCUCAAACACCAGCAAAGGAAUUAUGGUCCAACAUAGGCAACAGAUCUGGAUGUCAUUAUGUUACUAAAAAUUGAUAUAUGCAAUGGAAAGUGAAGAUGGGGUCAAAUAAUGUAAGUAAAUGGAGAGAGAUGGGUGGAUUUUGUUAAAAAAAAAAGGCUUUAAUUCUCCAUUUCAUUUUGCUCUUACAAUUUAUGUAUACACAAUUUCAGAACUGCAUGUUAUUAAUGCUGCAUAUGAUACAAUUACAUUUAUAACAUUCAGCAAUAAUUUCUACUUGCCUGCCAACCUAGAGCUGUUAGAACCACUGAAUUCCUUUAAGUCAGAGGACUUGGGCCAAGGGAAUUGUCGUAUUCUUUUUGUAGAAAUGUUGUGUUAUCAUGAUAACCAAAAGUGUCUUCUAAGGAUUUGUAAUUAUAUAAUCUGGUUACAAUCUAUUGAUUAGUCAGAUGUGAUAAAAUGGAAAAGUUAAGAUCAAAUUACAUUUAGUGAUUUGAAACAGCUACAAAAUAUUAUUGUGAUUCACUCGCAUCCUCUUCACUUCACAUGCUUAGAAUCAAGUCCAAUUUAUCAGAUGACUUCCUCUACUGUGGUUGAAAAACAUUGAAGACUGGUGUUCCUUUGUUUAGUGAUAUAUGGAAGUUGGUUAUAUAAUAAAUUCUUGUUUGGUGAAAAUAAGCUGAUGUAAAGCAGAAAUGCCAGCAUGUGGCAAAUUGUUCAUACAAUAUGGAAGGUGUCUAGGAAUAACCAUUUAACUUUUUAAAAUAUUUACAAAGUUAUAUGAAAUCAUGGCAUUGUGAAAGUAAAAUGGCAUUCCAUUCAUUCCAAAUAUUCUCAUUAUCAAAAUAUUUUCAAAUCUGCUACCAGUUUAUAAUAGCAGUUUGGAAUUUAGAUCCUCACCAUCAUCUCAAAUAGAAAGUUUAUUAGGGUUUUAUUUAUUUUUGAGUUUUUGGAAAGAUAUAAAAUAGUUAGGAAUGAACAUAACAAGAAAUAUCCAGGACCUCUAGUAAUCAGAAGAAGGAAGGAAGAACAACUACUAUUUAGUUCUAGAUAUUAUGCUAGGUACUUUACAUGCUUUAUUUAUUUUGAAAUUCAACAUAAUGCUUUGUGGAAGAUACUAGUAUUAUUUCCAUUAAAUAUGGAGAAACUGAUGUAUAGAGAGGUUGAAUACAAAUCCAUAGAGGGAUAUCAGGACAAACUGGUUUAAAAAUUCUUGAGAAAAUUGAAAGAUGGUUUGGGAAACUAUUUUCAAUGUAUGUAACAAAUACAGGAUUGGUAUUUAGAAGACUGAAAAACUGAAAAUGAAAGGAAGAGAGAAAAGGGGAGAAGGAAAGGAAGGAAGGGAGGAGGAAGGGAAUAAGGAGUCAAGACAUGUAAAUAAUAGAAAAUACGGCAACUGUGGGACAAUAUAUUUAAACAUCUUGAGACCAUGGUUACCAACUAAAUUCCUGGCACAGUCUGGCAUUUAUCAGACUAUUUGUUUACACAUUUAUCUCUCUAACUUGACCAGUAGCUUUUGGAAGGCAGAGUCUGUGCCUUACUAUGUAAGUCAAAGCUUUGGCACAUUGUAAACUCUCACUAGAUAUUGGUUGGAUUAAUUUGGAAUGUAGACCUCACUGUCAUCUCAAAUAGAAGGUUUAGGGUUUUAUUUAUUUGUUUUUGAGUCUUUAGUUUUGAAGUUUAAUCUUUGGGACAUAAAGAGGUACUUUCCU